CAGAUUGCCAGGGAGCACGGUAUUAGGUUUUUUGAAACUAGUGCAAAAGCAAAUAUAAACAUUGAGAAGGCAUUCCUCACAUUAGCAGAAGACAUUCUUCGAAAGGUAGGUGCUCACAGCAUUCCUUGGGAACAAAUAUCCUGAAAUUCCAGCUCUCCUGUUGUGCUGUUCAGCUGUGUUGUUGCACUUUGACUUUGCUGUGCUGAGGCAAAGCAGUCCCUGAAGGAGCAGGGCUGAACUUGUGCAGUUUGUUUGAUGUUUUGUUGUUGUAGGGGGCCUGCCCACAGGGAGUGACAUCCAUCAGAGCCAAGGAACUGAAAUUCCUGUUUGUUUGGCCCUUACACUCAUGGUGGUUGUGCCUGUGCUGGAGUUAAAUGUUUCCAUUGGUGUGGAGAGAAUUCUCCUUUCUGUCUGUGUCUGUCAGUGCUCUGACAGCUCAUGGAGAGAAUUCUCCUUUCCUGCACUGUGUCAGUGCUCUGACAGCUCGUGAGGGGCUGUUGGGAGCAGUUCAGGUGUGGAGGGUGGGGCAGGAAGGAGCUCUGCCCGUCCCAGCUGUGCUCCCAGCUGUGGCAUUUCCUUGGGGUUCCAUUGCCCCCCAUCAUCCGGUGGUUGGCUCCUCUUCCUGUGAGAUGCAGUGAACUAAUGAACCAUGGAAUCAGUGAGGCUGGAAAAGCUGAGAGC
Messenger RNA from Zonotrichia albicollis (white-throated sparrow), 681 nucleotides. NCBI's taxonomy places the organism in Eukaryota, Metazoa, Chordata, Aves, Passeriformes, Passerellidae. The record is from RefSeq and is a predicted model, not a curated record.